AUGUCACUACUGUUUGCCACAUCGAGUGACCGACGUCCAGAGGCCGUAAUAGCGACGUCGCCGAUUUUCUGGGUGUCUGGGCUUAUAACGCCAUUGUAUGCCCUUCACCUUGGGAAGACGGCCUGCAUACUUCCCAGCUUCGACGAGGAUACGGUAGCACGCGUCUUGGGCGAGUACAACAUUUCGAGCUUGUUCAUGCCUCCAAACUUGGCAGUGACUAUUGCCAAGAACCCCCAAAGUCCCGUCCGAAAGAUGCUGCACCACAUCAAAAUCUUAUCAGUUGGAGGGGCUGUAAUGGACGCAGAGACUCAGCUAUUCGUUGAAAAGGAGCUUGGUAAGCGGGUCAGCCAGGGGUAUGGCAUGACAGAAGCUAUUGUCAUCAUGGGUGCUCAACCCGGUAGUGAUCCUCCACCAGGUUCCUCUGGAAAGCUCUUCUUCAACGUGGAGGCCAAGGUGGUGGACCUGGAGACGCAGGAGCCGGUGGGUCCCGAGCAGGAGGGCGAGCUGUGGGUGAAGUCCCCCGCGGCGGCGCUGGGCUACUGGAACAACCCGGAGGCGACUGCCGCUGCCUGGGACAAAGAAGGCUGGUUCCACACGGGGGACGUCGUGCGCUACGACCGCGACGGCUACUUCUACGUCGUGGACCGCGUCAAGCAGCUCAUCAAGUUCAGGGGACACCACGUGCUGUCGCCGCAGCUGGAGAACCUGCUGAUGUCGCACCCCAGCGUGCAGCUGGCCGCCGUGGUGGGUGCGCCGCACCCCACCGACCAGGAGCACCCCACCGCCUUCGUCGUGCUGCGGCCCGGCGCCUCUGCCACCGCUGAGGAACUGCAGCGGCUGGUAGACGAUAAGGUGGCGGACCACAAGAAGCUGCGAGGCGGGGUAAGGAUCGUGGGGGAGCUGCCGCACACGGCCAGCGGCAAGGUGGCCAAGAGGGUCCUCAGGAGGUGGGCGGCGGGCGGCCAGUAGGAGCACAG
This is a messenger RNA of Schistocerca piceifrons (Central American locust), 977 nucleotides long. Its product is annotated as luciferin 4-monooxygenase-like. The record is from RefSeq and is a predicted model, not a curated record. Bases 1 to 969 code for a protein of 322 amino acids. Gene Ontology annotation, biological process: long-chain fatty acid metabolic process; fatty-acyl-CoA biosynthetic process. Gene Ontology annotation, molecular function: long-chain fatty acid-CoA ligase activity. Lineage: Eukaryota; Metazoa; Arthropoda; Insecta; Orthoptera; Acrididae. The transcript has 6 exons.